UUUAUUUGAGAGAAUUAUAUUCACUCUUUCUUGUCGAAGCUUAUCCCUUGAGUUAUCAUUAGCCAUGGCGUCGUCACUACUCUUAGCAUCACCUUCUCCACUUUCCACUCAAUUGCACACUUCCACCUCUCACCUUUCCUUCUCUCACUCCCAAACUCUCUUCUCACCACUCUCCACUCCCUUCCUUUCCCUCUCAGCCUCUCCAACCCCUUCUGUGUACUGUGGCAGAGGGGACAGGAAAACCGCAAAGGGGAAACGCUUCGCCCAUUCGUUUGGGAAUGCGAGGCCAAAGGACAAGAAGAAGGGUAGAGGGCCGCCGAGGAUUUAUGCUCCACCGACACCUUCCAAGAAGGACAGGUUCGAAGAUAAUGAGGUUGUGAAGAUUGAAAUUGACGAGUCCCUCUUUUCUGGCUGAUUUUACUUGGUCUUUCAUGGUUUAGUUGUUGAUAUAUGAUUCCGUUGUGACAUACACAAUUCGGAUUUGGAUAAUGUUACAUCAGAUUUUGUAUUCAUAUCCUUGACUGAAGGCAACUCUUUUGUUUCUCUCGUUUUUCUGCUCUAGACUUUUGGACAUGGGGAUUCGAAAGAAUCGUAAUUUGUAAUUUUAAAAACUAAAAUAAAGGGUGCUUUUUUUGUUACGGUCUGUGCUUCA
Vigna radiata var. radiata (mung bean) is the source of this 652-nucleotide messenger RNA. Its product is annotated as 30S ribosomal protein S31, chloroplastic. Gene Ontology annotation, cellular component: plastid; ribosome. Gene Ontology annotation, biological process: plastid translation. The transcript has 3 exons. The coding region runs from base 65 to 415 and encodes 116 amino acids. Lineage: Eukaryota; Viridiplantae; Streptophyta; Magnoliopsida; Fabales; Fabaceae. The record is from RefSeq and is a predicted model, not a curated record.